CCCAGUGCCACAUACUACAAUGUGUGCGCUUCCCUCGGUGGCUGUACGUUAGUACUAAUAUUAUGUGACCUUUCCCAGUCCACGCCCUUGGAGGCGGGUUAUACGGUCUCCGAGUAACAUUGGAGAAACGUAGGAGGAUUCGGUACUGGUUGUGUAGCAUAGUCUCAAAAAAUAAACAACUCAAAUGCUCGACAUUUCAAACCGAGACCGGAAUAGACAGUUUGACAGUAGGAAACUACAAUGUGCUUGGUAUCAUUCAACCGCACUGACUAGGAAGUGUAGCUGCUAUGCUAUGCAUUUUUUCUUCUGAAUAGUAUAGUAAUACCAUAUUCAUGCUAUAAAAGUAACGCUUGUGGCGAUAACUGUUAUUUAUUAAUAAGAAUAUACAUGUGAUAAUUAUUGAUUUGAUAUACAUUUAUUAAUUUGGAAAUGAGAGAUUAUGAUGAAAUUACCUCUUUCUUGGGUGAGUGGGGCCCUUUCCAAAGGACGAUUUUCUUUUUAUUAAGCAUUAGUACUAUCCCUAAUGGUUAUGUGGGGAUGUCCAUGGUAUUUCUGGCUGACAUCCCACCACACCGCUGCAAACUGCCAUACCUUAACGGGACCGGCGUAUAUUUGAAUCAGUCUUUACCAACGCAAGUGGUAAAUGGAGAAAUUAUUUACAGCAGAUGCUCUCGGUACAAAUGGGUCAAUACUUCUAGGACAGGUUUUUUAAACGAUACAGAAAGCUGCUUGGAUGGCUGGGAGUACAGCACAGAAAGGUACACCUCCACCAUAGUUACAGAGUGGAACCUGGUGUGUGAGGAGGACUGGAAAGCACCAUUUAGUUCCUCCAUCUUUUUUGCUGGUGUUCUCACAGGCUCCUUGAUAUCUGGACAAGUCUCAGACAGAUACGGCAGGAAGGUGGUCCUCUUUUUCACCAUGGCGCUGCAGACUGUCUUCAGUCUCAUUCAGGUCUUCUCUAAUAGCUGGGAGAUGUUUUGUGUUCUCUACUUUGUGGUUGGACUCGGACAGAUCUCAAAUUAUGUUGCUGCUUUUGUUUUAGGUUCUGAGCUCCUUGGCAAAUCUUCACGAAUUGCCUAUUCAACCCUGGGAGUCUGUGUGUUUUAUGCAUUGGGCUAUAUUAUUCUUCCCUUGUUUGCAUAUUUUAUUCGGAGCUGGAGGAUGCUGCUGUUUGUGAUUUCCAUUCCAGGAUUGUUUUAUGUACCUUUGUGGUGGUUUAUACCCGAGUCACCAAGAUGGCUGCUUUCCCAAGGCCGAGUUGAAGAAGCAGAAGCAAUCAUUCGAGCAGCUGCCAAGAAAAAUGGCGUUACACCACCGGAGAAUAUAUUCAAGGGAGAAGAAAUCAUUGCGUUUAUGCAGCUAACCUCUAAAGUGAAGAGCCAACAUUCAUACACCUACAUUGAUCUUAUUAGAACAACUAACAUAAGGAAUGUGAGCAUCAUUAACUUCAUCGUCUGGAUGAUUAUUACCAUCGGUUACUUUGGAUUAUCUUUGAAUACUCCAAACAUGAUUGGGGAUCCCUACGUCAACUGUUUCAUUUCAGCUGCUACAGAGAUUGCAGCCUACAUUUCAGCCUGGGCCAUUCUAAAGUAUACUCCACGACGCAUUGCGUUAUCUUUCCCAUUGCUGCUUGGUGGAGCUGUGCUGCUGCUCAUCCAACUAGUCCCUUCCAAUCUUCAAAUACUGAGCACUGUACUGGCGAUGGCAGGAAAAUUUGGAAUCACUGCAGCCUUUUCUAUAGUGUAUGUCUUUGCAGCAGAGCUCUUUCCCACAGUUGUUCGGAACAUGGGGGUGGGUGCGUGCUCCAUGGCAUCCAGGAUUGGUAGUGUGCUUUCUCCAUACAUCGCCUUCAUCGGGACAUAUAACAAGAUCCUUCCCUAUAUCCUGAUGGGAUCCAUUACUGUCGUUGUAGGCCUUCUGAGUCUGUUGCUACCAGAAACACAGGGACAGCCUCUUCCUGAGAAAAUCAGUCAAGUACCGCCACUUCACUGCUGCUGCAACAGAAGAGACCCAACUCUUGAAAUUGAUUUGGAAGAUAUCAGUAUAAGAAAUGGAAAAAACUCUGGUCAGCACAACUCUUCACAGGGCUAUUAAGAAAAGUACAUUAAAUCCAAUUUAAUACUUCUUUUGGCGCUUAUAUAAGUUAGUUUUGAUAAUAUAUCUAGGCUUUUUUUACAAUUGAGUGCACAUUGUGUUAAGUGUUACCUAAAUGUAUAUUUUAUAGUAGAAUAGUUUCACUAUAUAUCUAGUUCCCUAUCAAGUAUGAAAUGUAACUAUUACCGAAUGGGUGUUUACCUGUAAAGAUCCCAGAACCUGACUAGAAUACCACAGCUGUGCGCAAGUGCUUGUGACAUAGCCAUGCUCGCCCCCGAGAGCUUACAGACACAGGUACUAGUAUCAUUCUCCUUUAAGAUCCUGAGGAGACAGCAUACAGAUAAGUACCGGUUACUUUACUCUGCAUAUAUUUCACUACUAAUGCGAUAAUUAUUUUUGAAACGUUGUAUUUUUAGUUUACUAAUUACACUUAAUUUUUGCACACAGUCUGUUGCUUGUUACUUCCCAUAGCGGUUUUGUGCACCGCGUGGAGCCGACAGCUUCUGUCGCCCCUUCCAGGGAUCAAGCAGCUUAAGUCUGCUGACUUGUACUCUCCUGCAGGCUGCUAAUAACUCCGGCUGGAGUUAAAAUAAAGGAAACAGAAGUGUUUAGUUUAGGAACUAUAUUCUUAUUUCUGAAAUUGUUGCUGUCUUGUGAGAAAAUAUUUCUCGUGUGUGUGUGUGUGUUUUCUGUCUUGCACAGAAAACGAGCACAGCAGCUCUGGAUGUGUGUGUAUUUUUGGUUUAAAAUAAAUAAAUACAAAAUAACAUGGUUACAGCUGCUGGGCUCAGCAGCUGUGUGUUGAUACACUUUAGGUAGAUUGUUUCAGUCUGCCACAGUAGAGGUUCAAGGGAGACAUGUGCUUGUCCGGACAGACAACACUAUCAUGGUGGUUUGUAUAAACCACCAGGGCGGCCUAAGGUCUCCAAGUCUCCAUCGUGUGGCCCGCAAGCUGUUGCUCUGGCACACAAACACCUCCUCUCACUGCGGGCAGUACAUCUGCCCGGGGUGGUAAACUGGGCGGCGGACCUCCUUUCCAGGAGAGUUUCCAGUUCCUCAGAGUGGAGGCUUCACCCCGAGGUGGUGAGCCUCAUUUGGGACCAGUACGGGAGAGCAGAAAUAGAUCUCUUUGCCUCCCAGGAAUUGACCCACUGCCCCUUUGGUUCUCUAUAACAGGAGACGGGGACCCGCUGGCAAUAGAUGCCUUGGAACACCAGUGGCAAAGGCAACUGUUGUAUGUCUUCCCACUGAUAUUAGUAGCCCCUUACUGGCCCAGGAGACUUUGUUUUUUAGCUCUGAUGCAGCUCCUGAGGAACCAGCCUUGGAGCCUGCCCAAUUGCUGCGAUCUGCUCAGUCAGGUGCAGGGAACCUUAUGGCAUCCUGACCCAUCGAGCCUACAGCUCUGGGUCUGGCACCUGAAUGGCUGCAAUUAAGCCAUCUGGGUCUGUCCAGUAGGGUCAUUGACACCCUGCAAAAUGCCAGAGCAGCAUCCACAUGUUCCCAGUACAGGUACAAGUGGGGUGUCGUUCAGAUAUGGUGUCUGCCUCGUGGGUUUGACCCCACGAUUUGUCCCAUGGCAGCAAUACUACAAUUUUGCAGGACCUAUUUGACGAGGGGAAAUCCCCAUCCACAUUCAAGGUCUGUCUGGCAGCCAUUUCGGCCUACCAUGUCAAAAUUGACUUGGUCUCCGCAGGAGCUCACUUUCUGGUGGGACAAUUUUUGGAAGGAGCUCGGCGGCUUCGGCCACCUCCUGAAGGAUAUUGUUCCUCACUGGAGGCUUAAACUAGUGCUUGAGGCACUCAUGAAGCCUCUGUCCUGUGCGGGCACUGGCUUAUUAUGUGGACAGGACAACGUUUUUGUGUCUGUUAUGGGACUAAGUCCCAUGGGCAAGCCCUGUCUAAACUGAGGCUAUCAAAAUGGAUAAUAGACACAAUCAGGACGGCUUAUGAGCAAGCCAACUUGCCCCCUCCAGAAAAGCUCACUGCCCAUUCCACCAGGGGCAUAUCAACUUCGUGGGCUUUGUUCCAAGGUGCGUCUGUCAAUGCCAUUUGCAAUGCAGCGGUUUGGGCUACUCCCCAUACCUUUACAAGAUUCUAUCGACUGAAUGUCAUGGAUCCACAAAACCCUUGCUUUGGUACUAGAGUGUUGAGGGCGGCUUCAGGGUCCACCCUUACAGCGUAACAUAGAGGUGAGUUCUCCAUCAAUUGUUUAGCCCUAGCUACUUGUUUCUGGGGUUCCGAAUGGUAACGCACAAGGCUCAGUAGCAGUAGCAGUCCGGUCUUUAUGCAAUAUUGCCUUGCAAUGGCUUUGGUACACUCACCCAUUCGGGAAUGGUUACAUUUUGUACUUGAUAGGGACCAUUGGGUUAUUUUCUUAACCAUGGUUCCCUGAAAUAGAAAUGUAACCAUUAACCUUCAAGGUCACUGUGUCCAUGAUUGCAGCAUGUUUGAAGGAAAAAUGAUACUAGUACCUGUGUACUAGUAUGGCUAUGUCACAGGCGUUUGCUCGCAGCUUUGGUGUUCUAUUCAGGUUCCGGGAUCUUUACAGGUAAACACCCAUUCGGUAAUGGUUACAUUUCUAUUUCAGGGAACCAGGUUUAUGAUGAUAACCCAACGUUUUAAAAUGUUUUUCUGUAUUAAAUUUUUUUUUAAUUUCAAUCAAAUUUCAAAUUGACAAAUACAGUACAAUAUUAAAAAAUAAUAGUACAUCCAUUCACAUAUUUUAUGCAUACAUUAAGAAUAUUGAUAUUAUUUUAAUGCAAGCUUAAAUAGUAGAAACAUUCGACCACAGACUCGCUUUUUACUGCAGAAGGAGUAAAGUUGCAUGUGUUAAGUGAACAAUACAAUAUUUUAUUGGAGUACAGUGGUUUGCAGAAGUAUUCACCCCAUACCAAUAAUGUCACAUUUUGUUGAAUUACAAAUAAUGUAUGCAGUUUUUCAAAUUAACUUUUUUUUUAUUUAAAGCUGUAGUGGUUAAACUGAACACUGUUAUAUGAGGAGGAGGAUAAAUGUCAGCAAAACAAAGAAAGCAAAGAAAAUGUACAAAAUGAAAUUUAGUGGUUGCAUAAGUAUUCAGCCCCUUAAGUCAGUACUUGGUAAAAGCACCUUUUGCAGCAAUUACUGCUGUGAGUCUUUUUGGAUAGGUCUCUACUAGCUUUGCACAGUUUGCCCAUUCUUCACAGGAAAAUUGCUCCAGUUCUGAUAAGUUUGUUGGGGAUCGUCGAUGGACUGCAAUCUUCAAGUCUCACCAUAAAUUUUCAACUGGAUUCAAGUUAGGACUUUGACUGGGCCACUCAAGAACAUUAACCCUUUGCGGUCCUAUAUUGGACCUGGUCCGACAUCGCAAUUUUCCCUUUCCAGUCGAAUGUCGGACCCUGUCCGACAUCAUCAAAAAGACGCAAAAAACAGGUCUCUAGUCAUUUUUUCUCCGGAAAAAGCCGAGAAAACCAUUCAAUGGCCGAGUGAGACCGACAGGAGCCGAGAGAAGCCGAAAAAAAGGGGCGUAUCUCAUGAAUACUAAUAGACCCGACACCACAUAGAUAACAUGGACAUAAACAAACAAGAUAGCUGCUUCCGCAUCCAGCGCUCAAAGAACAUCACAGACAUUUGCAGAGCUUUUUUUAGAUGUUAUAGUAAUAAAAUAACGACUUGGAUCGCAUUAUUGAGGAGUUUGGUGAUAAAACGAGUGAUCAGGGGAUAAUUUAUCGGUAUGUACUACUACUACGAGGUAUGUAAAAAAUAUAGCGAACGAGGGGUGGGGUGGGGCUGGAGAUGCAGUACUGAGUGUCCAGUGCCUUUUAAACCUGUUUUACUGUGGAAAAAAAAUACUUUUAAACAGCUCAAACAGCUUUUCCUUAAGGAUUCGUCUGUAUUUUGCACCAUCCAUUCUCCCCUCUAUCCUGACAAGUUUCCCAGUCCCUGCUGAAGAGAAACAUCCCCAUAACAUGAAGCUGCCACCUCCAUGCUUGACAGUUGGGAUGGUGUUGACUGGGUGAUGUGCAGUGUUGGGCUUGAGCCAGACGUAACGCUUGGAAUUUAGACCGAAAAGUUCAAUUUUUGUCUCGUCUGACCACAAAACCUUUUUCCACAUGUCUGCAGUAUCAUCUACAUUCUUUUUCUCAAACUCCAUACGUGCUUUAAGAGGAGGCUUUUUGAGUAAUGGCUUCUUUCUUGCCACCCGUCCAUACAGACCAGCUUUGUGUAGGGACCAGCUUAUUGCUGAUGUGUGAACACUGACUCCCAUCUCAGACACAGAACUUUGCAGAUCUCUUAAGGUCAUUUUUGGCUUAAGAGUGACAUCACAAACCAGUUUCCUGCUUGCCCGGCUGCUCAGUUUGGGAGGGCAACCUGAUCUGGGUAGUGUCUGGGUGAUAUGAUGCAUCUUCCACUUCUUAAUGAUGGACUUCACAGUGCUGAGAGAGAUAAUCAGCGCCUUUGAAAUGUUCUUGUACCUUUCUCCUGCUCUGUGCCUCUCUACCACUUUAUCCCUGACUUGUUUCAAAAGCUCCUUGGUCUUCAUGGUUGCUUUGUUGGAUCACUAUGUGAGUUGCAGCUUGAAAGUCUUUAUAUACCUGAGGGAAAUUAUCUACAAGAAACCACUUUGAGUACACACAGGCUGAAACCAUUUCACUAAUUUUGUGACCUUUCAAACAAAUCAUUUUCACCUGAGCUGAUUUAGGGCUGCAGUAGCAAAGGGGUUGAAUACUUCUGCAACUGAGAUUAAUCUGUUUUUCACUGUAAAUCUUACUUAUUUAUAUUCUAUAUGCAUUUUUUUUAAACUUUAUCAAUGUGGAGUACUUUGUGUAGAUUCUACAUGUAAAGUCUAAUUUGAAAGCGUCGUGGAGUAUGCUCAGGUGCCAACAAAAUGUGAAAACUUUGCAGGGGGGUGAAUACUUAUGUAAACCAUUGUAUAUGUACAAAGAAAUGAUUGAGCAUUGGUUCUUGAAGGAAACAUUAUUUAUUUAUAAUAACUUGAACAGUUUGGUGUCCGUUUUACAUUAUUUUCUUAAAGUGAAAACUUUCUAUAAUUAAGUGAAACUGGUAACUGAUUACUGAUUAAUGAAACUGUUUUAUAUACACAGAAAUUCUCUCAGACAUAAGCUCUCUGUAAACAUUUCAAUGUAUUAUUUAAUAAUCUUUAAAACUUGACUGAUGCCUGUUUUUUGUUUUGUUUGUUUUGUUAUUAUUAUUAAUAUUAUUUGUUAUGAUUAUUAUUAUUAUUUAGCAGACGUCUUUAUCCAAGGCGACUUGGAGACAGAGACAGUUGUUUUUUUUUUUUGGAUGCUGGUGAUAUGGAAAUAAGAAAACAAAAAACACAAACUUUCAGUUUCUUCAUAAUAAAUAAACACUCACCCCAUGUGCAGCACUCUCAAUAGGACCCUGAUGCGAUGCAGUCAGCUUUUGAGAAAAUUGCACAUAUACAUUUCUGUUAAGGUUUGUUUUAAAAACAGGCCAAAUAUUUAAAUUCUUGGUCAGUUGUAUCAUGUAUAGGACAUAUUCUAUUUAUUGCACAGAUUAUCAAUACAACAUUUCUUAAUGUAGGUGAACUAACAUUAUUACGUUUGCACAGCAGAAAUCACUUUGUUUUUCUUUUAUAUGCAAAAAGAGUACAAUACAGCAUGGAAACAGCAAGGGAAACUAUAUACCUGCUCAUAUAAAUAUGCAUAGAUAUAUACACAUUUAUACAAACAAGCAUGCACAGUUUAGCCAUGAAAAUUGAAUUUUAUGAUUGAGCCUACUAUCUAGAAGCUUGGUAAGUUGUCUAAAGUAGAACAUUUACAAAAAUAUAAUAUAUAUAUAUUUUUUUUAAAAACUGAACGAAGGGGUACCAAGAUAGCCUAAUUAAUUCAGACUUAUUUUUAAUUCCAUACAUUAUUUUUUCCAUAAGCAUACACUUCUGUAUUUCUGGUUAAUACAGAUUGGUAACCUGUAUAACAUUUUUUAUUAUAGUCCAGUGGGAUUUUUAUUACAUUAAAGUUCUGCAAAACCGACAACUCACAACUAACCUUAUCUGCUCUAAACAAACUUUAUUUUUCACACAACAAAACUCAAUGUACUGUAACUGUUUCUUCUUUGUCUGAUAUUAUUGUAACCUGUGUGCAAUAAACUAUGACUCUGCAUAAGAAUGUUUCAAGGGAGUUUUCCAUUUCACAUGUUGCAUGCGCAAUUGCUACAAGUUUACAUACUGGCAUCUUUUUACAUUUUUGGUUGUUCUUACAAGGUGCAAGAGUGCGAAACGAGACAAUGCUCUCAUAUUGUUAUUAAACUUUGUAAAUAGAAUGGCUUUUAGCUGUAUUUUAUUAAUAAAUGUAUUGUUCUUCACAAUAAACAAAGCAUCUGAUCACACAAGCUACAGUCCUAGGACCCCUUCUAUUCUCACUAUACCCGCUGACUAGGUACUCUUCUCUUUUGGCUUCUCAUAUCUCCUAUAUGCUGACAAUACUCUUUUUCUCAUUUCCUUCCUUUGACUCCCAUAUCUCCUCCUGCAUUUCAGAUUGUCUCUCAACAAUCUCAUCUUGGACACAUUCACAUCACCUCAAACUCAACCUUUCUAAAUCCGAUCUCCUUUACUUCUACUUCUCCUCUGACCUCUCCAUCUCAUUCUUCCUUAGUGCUAUCAAUCUUUCUCCUUCUGCUAGAAACCUAGAUGUAUUUUGGACCCUUCCCUCUUCUAUUCUCAACACAUCUUUCCACUAACACAUACUUGUUGUUUCUUUCUUAACAACAUCUAUAGAAUCUGCCCUUUUUUGAUCUACUUAUUCCACCCAGCUCCUGGUCUUGUUCUUCUAGAUUGGAUUAUUGUAACUCUCUCCUCGCUGGUCUCCCUGCUUCAGCUAUUCGCCCUCUUCAACUUCUUCAAAAUUCUGCUGCUCGUCUGGUAUCCUCCAAGCCCCCCUACUCUCACGCUACCCAUCUGCUUCACACUCUCCACUGGCUACCUAUAUGUCUCUGCUUGCAUCCAAUUUAAGACCCUUGCUCUUGCCUAUCGCUCUUUUCAUCAUACUGCCCCUUCCUAUCUCCAAUCCCUCAUGUCUGCUUCUAUUCCUUCUCACCCUGUGCUUAUCCUCUACUGACCGACUUGUUAUGCCUUCUUUUCACUCUCCUUCCUCCUGUGCUCGCGCCUUCUCUUCCCUCUACCGGUUAUCCUCAGGACUGUACAGUCUUUAACUGCUUUCCAUCGUCUUCUCAAAACCCAAUUAUUCAAUCUUUAGUUGUAAAUUCCUAUUUUAUAUAUCUUUUUGUAUUUUCCUUGAUUUAUAAAAAUGUUGUAUAUAUUGUACAGGAGGCUGUGUGGUCCAGUGGUUAAAGAAACGGGCUUGUAACCAGAAGGUCCCCGGUUCAAAUCCCACCUCAGCCACUGACUCAUUGUGUGACCCUGAGCAAGUCAUUUAAUGUGCUCCGUCUUUCGGGUGAGACGUAAUUGUAAGUGACUCUGCAGCUGAUGCAUAGUUCACACACCCUAGUCUCUGUAAGUCGCCUUGGAUAAAGGCGUCUGCUAAAUAAACUAAUAAUAAUAAUAAUACAUA
Molecule: messenger RNA, 9619 nt
Organism: Acipenser ruthenus (sterlet)
Lineage: Eukaryota; Metazoa; Chordata; Actinopteri; Acipenseriformes; Acipenseridae
Product: organic cation/carnitine transporter 2-like
Exons: 10
Coding region: 430-2094 (554 amino acids)
Biological process (GO): transmembrane transport
Cellular component (GO): membrane
Molecular function (GO): transmembrane transporter activity
Source: RefSeq, a predicted model, not a curated record